This is a messenger RNA of Bemisia tabaci, 5823 nucleotides long. RefSeq names its product twisted gastrulation BMP signaling modulator crossveinless (gene cv). Lineage: Eukaryota; Metazoa; Arthropoda; Insecta; Hemiptera; Aleyrodidae. The record is from RefSeq and is a predicted model, not a curated record. Gene Ontology annotation, biological process: regulation of BMP signaling pathway.
UCAACAACCAGUUCAAUACAGAGUCAACCCAUCAGGAACUAAAGCCAUCGAACAAAAUGAUUCGAUUUAUCUCAAGCAUCAUUAUAGCUUUAGGAUUUGUAAUUGUCUUCUUCGGUCGCUCUUCAGAUAGUUGCAAUGAGGCUGUCUGUGCAAGUAUUGUCAGCAAAUGCAUGAUUACCCAAUCUUGCAAGUGUGAUAUGAAGAACUGCACUUGUUGCAAAGAUUGUUUUAACUGCCUCAGCUAUCUCUUCAGCGAAUGCUGCUCUUGCGUCGAUAUCUGUCCAAAGCCAAACUCUUCAAUCUCUGUUACGAGUCAUGUGGAAGAUCUCUCGGAGUCAUUCCCGUCUCUGUUCCAGUCACUAGUGUCAGAGCCAGAUUCUCAGCAAAGAUGGCUCACAUUCACCUUCCCCGUAGACUUUGACGUUUCUUUCUUCAGGCCAAAUUUUGGAAAGGAUGUCAAGUAUGAAACACAAAACUCAGAGCAAGAAGUGUACCCAUCAAAAGAGAUUAUAACUUUAAACUGCUCCGUAGCAUACAUGUCUCAAUGUAUGUCUUGGAACAAGUGUAAGGCAUCGUGUCAAUCGAUGGGAGCAGCAAGCUAUCGAUGGUUUCACGACGGCUGUUGCGAAUGUGUGGGCGAAAAAUGCCUGAAUUAUGGUAUUAAUGAGAGCAGGUGUCUUCAGUGUCCCCUACCAACUGACACAACGGGAGAACUGGACUAUGGAGAAGAGACAGACCUUUAAUUCAGAGUCAAAACAUUUUUCGAUAAAAAGAUGACCUGAACAUAACGUUGCUUUGGUGCUCUUACCCAUCAAAAUUUCUGAGGAUUCUCAGUCCGACUGAUAAUGAAAAGUAUAAAUUCCUCUCCUUUUAAAGUUAAAAACUUUUUACAAAAGAUUGACACAUGUGCCAACUACAAUCCAUUUCAAAUGUUUGGAUAUUGACCUCUACUUUCUCCUGACUCAAGCUAGUGCCUGAAGACUCAGACGCAGUGCACAUUUUUUUACCAAAGAUUUCUACAAAUGUUAAAAGCAUAUUUGAAUCCUUUGACACAGAAGACAGGGUUUCAUGAGUCAAACCAAUUAAAUAUGAGAUAAGUGAAUCAAUGGAUUAAAGUGGUUCCUGUCCUUAAACAAAGUUUUUGCAGUACAAGUCCUCCUAUCAAACCUAAGAAUACUCCAUCUAUUUAUCUGUGUUCAAUGGAGAUUUUUAAUAUAUGAAGGAAAUCUGCAGUAUAAAAAUGCACAAGUGAGAGUGUAAAAUGCCUUCGUCAAAAUUUUUUUGAUCAUUAAGAAAAUUGUAUGAAAUAUAUUUGUUAAACAUUUUUAUAUGUAUCACAUGAAUUUCUUUAAAACAUUGUGUUUUAAGUGAAUUAAUUUAUCGCAGUAUCUAGUUUCCACCAAUGAAUGUCUGCACAAAAUAUGAACAUUUUGAGUUGAUGGAAUUUGUAGUUUCGAUUUACAAUUCAUGUGUGUACACUUUUUGGUAGCACAUUAAUAUGCAGCCUCAAGUCUGCUGCACAGGAGGACUUCAACUGUUUUUUUUCUCUCUGUAAACAUGUGAUAGGGGCCAUAAACGGCCUUACUUAUCUUCAUAAACCUAUUGAUCAUUUAUUAAGUCUGUAGAAAUGUACCCACAGUCUCUUGUAAAUAAUUGAGCGAGACCUUUGUAUUGUAAAUUUCAUUCCGUCCUGUUAAAAAUGUAUUUAUCAUAGAUUAAUAAACUUUUGUAUCGGAUGUAUAUGUACUUUCUGUAUUUUAAACAGCAGUGAAGUGAUGAAAAUUUUCCAAAAAUUUACGCAUAUUUAUGAGGGUCCAUAACUCCUGGAGAGGUUCUGGAAAUUUACUUCAGGACAUUUUUUGCUCCAAGUGUGAUUUAAUACUUCAAAUCUGUGCGUGGGAAUGUGUUUUUCUAUUGAAGUUUCUAGAUAAGUCAGCGUCAUAGAUUAGUUAUUCACUUUUUUAGCAAGUUCCAUUUUUCAUUUUUCUACCUGCAUAUUUAAAUGACUUUCCAGGGGAGCCAUGAUUCAAACAAUCUGUCGAGCCACUUCUGUCCAAUAGAAUCUAGUCUUUGAGGCUUUAAUAGUAUCUUUUUCUCAAAUUGAAGGUGAAUUUAACGCUUCCAGGAUAAGUACAAACUAAAUGUCGCCAAAUUAAAUCAAUCAUUGGAAUAAUUAUUUUUUGUCUAGUUGGGGAAUUUCUUUAUAAGGUUCUGAAGUAUGCAGAAUGAGGAAGUAUACAUAAUAUAGCAAUUGUAAAAUGAUACCUUUUCCCUUGUAGCACAUUGACGGAUACAAAUUAUGUACAGGAUUUUAAAAACAUAAUUCUCAAAUGUAUAGGAUAUCCACUUGUACUCAUUUUAGAAUUGUGAUGGAAAGCAAUGUUCAGUUUGCACCAAAAAUGUUCUCUUCUACAUAUGUUGUUUUGAUCUGUAAGUCUCAAUCUAAGCGUAAUUUUUGAAUAUUUUGAGUUCAUCUCUGUAUUUAUUUAGAGCCCCUCACAAAGAAAAAAACUUUCUAUGAACUUCGAAAUGGUCAGGCAAGUUUUACUUGACAAUUUCAGUUCGUUCUGACCAGUUCCUAAAUCUUGUAACAAUUUUCAUAAGCGCCUUGUAUUCUUUGAAAAUGUUUUUGGUCUAACUUACCUUUAUUUUAAGAGACGACAUCAAAAAAUACAAAAUAAGUACCUCUGUAUCCCUAGUUUUAAGUUUAAGUGCUCUCUAAUUUUAUAUUUUAACGUAGGAAAAGCUCUCGAGAUGAUGUAUUUAUUUUGUAAGUCAAUUUUUAUCUUUAUAAAUGUGCCUUAAAUGUUGCUUUAGAUUAGUUCUAAAGAGUUGUUUGAACUUCUCUUUAAUCAACUGAACCCAAUUGUGAACACUUUUAUGUGCCUUGUCGAGUUCAUUGAAGUAACUGCACCAGACAAGCACAUAGUCUGUAGCAUUUCAAUGAAACUUUUUAGGUGGUUUCAUCGUCAGUAGUCAAUAGACAUUUUUUACCUUAGCUAAAGUGAUGUGUCUUUUGAAUCUCUUUAAUUCGUAGAAACUACUUUUGAAACGCAUCCUGUGCGUUCUAAUAUACCUAAUAAUUAGUUUUUAUUUGAAAGUUUAAGUAGCAUAAAUAUAUUUUUUUUUUCUAAUUUUGAAGCAUUUUAAACAAAAUGGUCGCUAUUAAUUUACGUUACAAAGGUCCAUCUGUCGUAAAUCUCUUUUUGAAGCCUGUGUCUCCUUCAGCUGACAGUAAAACGUGCCUAGCUGAUGAUUUUACAAUGGUUUUGGAGCAAGUCAGUGCUAAUAGUCCCUGAGUAGGUAACUCAUAUUAUCCACGAACCAUCAGCAUUCGACCAAAUUCCAAUAUUUAAAAUUGAAUGAACCAGGGUAUUUUGCUGUGACAUUUGAUUGUCAAUAAACGAGCUCAUUAUCUUAGAGUGAAAUGCCCAUGACUUUUUUGUUUCAUCACUGGUAAGGUAACUGAAACAUUAAGACUUAUUCUGUACUUUGUAUUUCUAAAACGUAGAUAAAGUAUUCAGGGCCUGAUCUACAAAUUGGCCGCCCGGGGCGACAGGCAGAAGCGCUGUCCUGGAGGGGCGGGGGGAACCCCCAGGAGGGGAGGGUUCUGGGGGGCGCCUCCCCCUGGAAAAUUUUUGAAAUUUUGAUGUCCUUGAAAUGAAAUUUUAUGCUGUUCAGAUCAGUUAUUUAAGGAGAAAAAUACACCUUGGCGUGUAUUUAAUUUCAAUUCCUCAAGAGAAAAAGUAACAUAUUUUUCAAAAUUUCCGAAAUUCGGAAGAAGAAUACAAAAUAAUAGAAUUGAUAAAGCAGGUAAUCGCGUUGCGCUAAGCCACGCUGCGUAAAUCUCGUUUAACGAUCCGUGAGUCAAGUAAAGAGCCGAAAGAUAAACAUGAGAAAAAUACAGUUAAACUAAGCUGCUGAAAUAACUGCUGAGAUAAAUGAACUAUAAAAAAUAAAUAAGAAGGAAAAAAUCCCUACCUUGACUCUUACUAGUUUGAUAGAGAUGCUGUACAUUUUUUUUUUGCUGCCCUCGAAAAAAUUUAAAAAAAAAACCCUCUCGAAUUUUGGCGCCGGGGACACUAGCCCCUGUUGCCCUCCCGUAAAUCCGACCCUGAAAGUAUUUUUUUUUUUUGUCAAGGCAAGUCAUUUAUUUAAACAAAAUUGAUAACAGAAAGUAUUUAACAACAUAAUAAAUGAAGUAGAAUAAGUGUGCAAGUAAAGUAAUUAAUUAGGAGAUGACUUCCCGAGACAUGCCGGAAUUACCAGAAGGUAUGUAUAUCUUUGGCUGGAGAAGGGGGUAGGGGGCUGGAAUGUUGAGGGUUUCGGUAUUGGAGAGAUUUGAUUAAAAUGAUUUCUUUUAUAUAUUUUUGUAUUAUAAUCCGGUGUAAUUUAUUAGCCAAGAAGGUUUUUUGAAAAUUGUUGGGAGUUAAUGUAGUACCAAGUUCAGUAUCAAGUACUAGUUUUUUUGCAAAGGAACGGGAACAAAAGAAAAAGGUAUGUUCCGGCAUGUUCUCGGUCUGUCACGCGAAAUUGGCACGUAUUAGAAUUUGUCAAGCCCCUGAAAGUAUUUGGAAAGCAAAUUUUAGGAUGUUAGAUUUGACUAAGGAGCUAAACUUUUUGGAGUCAUUUUGGUUUUAUUAGAGUGUCAUUUUUGCCACAGGUUACUUCAUAAAUUGUGAGCAGCGCACUUUUUCAGUGUUGUACACAUAAUAUCACCUUACUUAUAAAACAGACCAUAGUACUUUAACCCCCCUUCUUCUCAAGCAAAGUAAUAUCUCAAAGUAGAACCAUCUGAAUUGCGAAAGUUUUACAUCUUACACUUAGACAUAAAGCCUUCAUUUUUGAAUCCCGAAGUUUGUUCAGGAAUGUUUUAGUAUUUGUGUCAUCUGAAGUUCAUUUCUUUGACUCAUGCCUGUCGCAAUGAAAUUGGUACUCCUUAUUUUCAAACCUCUGAUCUUUGCCCUUUAUAAUAGAUACUAGGCCAAUAGGCAAAAGAUACUAUUUUGUUUUGAAAAAAAGUUGAGUAAAUGAUUUUUCAAUUCUAAAAUCUGGGUUCUCUUCUUCAAGUGAACAGUAUCAAAAUUCAGAAACUUGAUCUGUAAAGGCUGAUUUUGCAUGAAAAUUUAAAAUUACAGGAGGAACCGAUACUAUUGCUGUCACUCCUCUUUUAUGAGAUUAUACCCAAUUUUGCAUAGAAAGCUUGUAUAAGUUGCAAUUUAGAUAUCUCAUACUCUAAUACGGUAGGUACCUAAGAAGCACCAUGCAAGAAUGUACCAGUUUAUGAUUUGAGGCUCCCUUGUGAUGUUUAUCCGGUAUUUUUAUGUAAAAAAAAAAAAAAAAAAAAAAAAAAAAAAAAAAAAAAAAAAAAACCCCAAGCACUCAAAUGUCAGUUGAUUUUAUUUUUCCUGUCUUAUCUUGGUUUAUUUAUCCGACUGGAAAGAGGCAUGAACAAACCUAAACCAAUACCUAAUACCUAAUGGAUAGAAAUAAGAUAUCUGAAUUACUUUGCUCCCUUUGCUUUUCUCUUUGCUCAAAUACACAUGAGACUUUAGACCUAAAGCGUCCCAAAAUCGAUUGAUGAAGGUUGGUUUUUUCCAGGUAAAAAUAUCCAUAAAACACUCAAAAUCACGUCCUGCUCCAGUCAUCAAUUAAUUACCAGUAAAGGCAAUGGAUCCAGGUCUGAAGAAGUUUAUCAUCGACUAAUAUUUUUAUCUUAACAUAAACAUUGUAUACUUGAUGAGAUACUUUUUUUUUGUUCAUUUUCAUAAUAUUUUGUACGAAUUUGAUAUCAACUCAGUCAAUAAAAGAUCAAUAUUUUAA